UUGGUUGUGGCAAGUUCAGAAAGGACAGGGGAGGGGGAGAGGGAGGUAUCCUCACGUAGUUGUCUCGGUCUUGCUUUUCUACAGAAAAUAGUUAACUCGGCUGAAACUGAAACAGCGCUAAAGAAAAGCCCCACCAGGCUGUCUUUCUCCUUCGUUCUCUCAGUUUCCUGCUCAAGGAAGCUAAUUUUGUACAGUUUGGCGUGUAGGACAACAAACUUUUGGUUGUUGUUUUUUCUCUUUCCUCAGUGUUUCCUGUGAAGAAUUUGGACUUUCUCAUCUGCAGAGCAACUUCUUCACCGGAGGAGGGGUGGAGGAGAGGUGGGUGUAGGAGAGGUAGGAGGGGAGAAGUUUUUCUCAGUCUGUCGCUCACUCUUGCCUUGCCGGGACAAUGAAAGAACAAGUGUGAGUGCAGGUCACAAAAAUCAAGAGGGAGAGAAAAAGGAAGGAGCAGUGCUUCCUGGAUAGGGAUCUCCUCUUGACUCCUCUAGGAGAGGGGGUGGACACAGGACAGAGACUCUGUAGCAGUGUGUUUGUGUGUGGAUCAGCGUGUCCACAUCCUCACGGUCCUGCUCUCUGAGGGAGGUAGAGCGUGAGUGUGUGUGUGUGUGUGUGUGUGUGUGUGUGUGUGUGUGUGUGUGUGUGUGUAGUGAGGGAUGACCAAUGCCAGCCCCUGCAUGUCGUCGGGACCCCUGUCCCAGGUCUUCUUCCACCCAGGGGGCCCCUCUCCCCCAGGCUCUGUGGUGAUGCAGCAGGGGACCCCCAUGGCUGUGCCUCCCACCUCUACUCAGGGUGGCUUCCCCCCUGUGGACCUGGGGGCCGGGCAGGGCCCUGGGGGGGUUGCCAUGUCCCACGUGCCCCCCAUCCCGGCAGGGGUCUCCUUCAUCCUCCAGAUUGGGCUGACCAGAGAGUCAGUGCUGCUGCCACAGACCGCUGACCUAGCCUACGUCAAACAGAUCGCCUGCUCCAUCGUAGACAUCAAGUUCCCAGAGUGUGGCUUCUAUGGCAUAUAUGACAAGAUCCUGCUAUUUAAGCAUGACACAGGCACCAACAACAUCCUGCAGCUGGUCAAGGCUCCCCAGGACAUCCAGGAGGGAGACCUGGUGGAGGUGGUGCUCUCUGCUGCGGCCACCUUCGAGGACUUCCAGAUUCGGCCUCAUGCCCUGAACGUCCACUCGUACCGUGCCCCGGCCUUCUGCGACCACUGUGGAGAGAUGCUGUUUGGACUGGUCAGGCAGGGCCUCAAAUGUGAUGGCUGUGGAUUGAACUACCACAAGCGCUGUGCCUUCAGCAUCCCCAACAACUGCAGCGGCGCUCGCAAGCGGCGCCUGUCCACCACGUCUCUGAACAGUAGCCAGUCGCUGCGUCUGUCCACCAGCGAGUCUCUGAGCAGCGUGGGCUCCAGCUCAGUCAGCUCCUGCAUGGAGGAUGCCAGCCUGAUCCGCUCUCACACCACCCAGACGCUCCCAAACUCCACCUGUACCGCGUCAGCAUCCCUGGGCCUGUCCACCAGCCCCUCCAUCACUAGACCCAUGGCCCGCGCCAACACUCCGAUGCCGCGGACCCCCAGCGAGGCGCGGCGGUUCUACACGGGCCGGCCGGUGCACCUGGACAAGAUCCUGAUGAGCAAAGUGAAGGUGCCGCACACGUUCGCCGUGCACUCCUACACGCGCCCCACCGUGUGCCAGUACUGCAAGAGGCUGCUCCGGGGCCUCUUCCGACAAGGGCUGCAAUGCAAAGACUGCAAGUUCAACUGCCACAAGCGCUGUGCAUACAAGGUUCCCAACGACUGUCUGGGGGAGACCUUAGGAGACAUGUUGAGUCCCAGUGUGGACCACGAGGUGCCUAUGGACUACAGCAGUGAGUAUGCCGACUCAGACAAGUCUUCUCUGACGGACGAUUCAGACGAGGCCUGCAGCAUCCCUGGCUCUUUCUCCCCCGAGAGUAGCCAGGAUGGGGUCGGCGGGGACCAGAGCGCUAACAUCCCGUUGAUGAGGGUGGUUCAGUCCAUGAGGCAGACCACCCGUCGCUCCAGCACAUCCAUCAAAGAGGGCUGGAUGGUGCACUACAGCAACAAGGACACACUGAGAAAGCGGCACUACUGGCGUCUGGACUGCAAGUGCAUCAUCUUGUUCCAGAACAACACCACCAACAAGUACUAUAAGGAGAUCCCUCUGUCUGAGAUUCUGGAGGUGCGCCCCUCAGGGGACUUCACCCUGGUUCCUCCGGGCACCAGCCCCCACUGCUUCGAGCUCGUCAUGGGAGCCAUGCGCUACUUUGUAGGGGAGGACCCCAACGUCCACGUCCCCGCCCUGCCCCCCACCGCCGCCCAGGCCUUCCCCCCCACACCCCCCUCCCCCAGCAACGUGGUUCCCAAUAGCGGCGUGGGGCGAGAGGUGGCCAAGGCGUGGGAGGGCGCCAUUCGCCAGGCCCUCAUGCCAGUCAUCUUCCAGGAUGCACCACCGAUAGAGGGACACACUCCUCACAGACAGGCUUCAGUCAGCAUCUCAGUGUCCAACAGUGUGAUCCAGGAGAACGUGGACAUUGGCAUGGUGUACCAGAUAUUUGCAGAUGAAAUCCUUGGUUCUGGACAGUUUGGAGUGGUGUAUGGGGGGAAGCACAGGAAGUCGGGGCGUGAUGUGGCGGUGAAGGUGAUUGACAAGCUGCGCUUCCCCACCAAGCAGGAGAGCCAGCUGAGGAACGAGGUGGCCAUACUGCAGAGUCUACGUCACCUGGGCAUAGUGAACCUGGAGUGUAUGUUUGAGACUCCAGAGAAGGUGUUUGUGGUGAUGGAGAAGCUUCAUGGAGACAUGUUGGAGAUGAUCCUGUCCAGUGAAAAAGGACGGCUCCCAGAGAGGCUCACCAAGUUCCUCAUCACACAGAUUCUGGCAGCCCUGAGGCACCUGCACUUUAAGAACAUCGUCCACUGUGAUCUGAAACCUGAGAAUGUCCUGCUGGCCUCUGCCGAGCCCUUCCCCCAGGUGAAGCUGUGUGACUUUGGCUUUGCCCGUAUCAUUGGUGAGAAGUCGUUCAGGCGUUCGGUGGUGGGCACCCCGGCCUACUUGGCCCCAGAGGUGCUCCUCAACCAGGGCUACAACCGCUCCCUGGACAUGUGGUCUGUAGGAGUCAUCAUGUACGUCAGCCUCAGUGGCACCUUCCCCUUCAACGAGGACGAGGACAUCAACGACCAGAUCCACAACGCUGCCUUCAUGUACCCACCCAACCCCUGGAAACAGAUCUCACCUGAUGCCACUGACCUGAUCAACAACCUGCUCCAGGUGAAGAUGAGGAAACGCUACAGCGUGGACAAGUCUCUCAGUCACUCCUAUCUACAGGACUACCAGACGUGGUUGGAUCUGAGGGAGCUGGAGACCAAGCUGGGCGAGCGCUACAUCACCCACGAGAGCGACGACUGUCGCUGGCAGAUGUUUUCCCGCGAACACACGCUCCCCUAUCCGGCCCACCUGGUGCCCCCUCUGCCUGCGCUCGGCUCCGACGAUGAGGACGCAGACAUGCAAGGGCUCACCGAGAGGGUCAGCAUACUCUGAGAACCUGGAGAGCCAGGACCCACGCGGACCCAAGGGACUCGGACUGACCCAGGGAAGAGGAGGGAAGCGAGUAGAGGGAGAGAGAGAGAGAGAGAGAGAGGGGCUGGCUGGAUGGAUGGAGGUCUGGAGAGUGGGGAGGGGGAGGCUGGGAGGUUUAGCUGUUAAUAAAGCGGCUUCUAUUGAGAUGAUGCCGCUCCUAACCGUCUACUAACGGUGUCCCACUCCGGCCCUAGCCUGUCCAGUCUCCAGACCCCAUCCUUGACCCCUCUCUCAUCGGUCUAGCUUAGCUCUUCCACCCUUGAACUCUUUGAGUGUAAGAUAUUUGCUCUUCUGUAUCCCACAAGGCCAUGCUGUACUGUACCCAGUGGUCAGGGGAUGUGUAGAAUAUUGUUGCUUGCAGUGUGCUCAUUCAGUCUAAGCUGCAGUAUGGCAGAGGUCAGUUUGGGUGAAACACUCAAAAUGCAAUCUAAGCUCCUGGCAGAGGCACAACUUGCAUCUUUCUAUCUCCGAAGCCUGGGGAAGCACAGGGAUCCCCUGCGUAUUGUGACGAGAGACUGGGAUAGAGACAGACAAAAAAACUUGAACUCGGAUCAAUCCACUUACGCGGGACUUACAUCCACCCAUAAACAAAUCCUUAUGAACUGUUUUAUUAUCAUUGAACGCGAUGACUGGAAGCGCCCUGCCUGUACUGUCAGAACGGUUUGCUGCAGACCUCGAAGAGUUUAAUGGGGACAAAGGAGUCAUUUAGUGCCUGUAAGUGGUAGAUAAAGGGCUUCUAACAGUAGGCAGCAGACCGGCGCUCGUGGGCUGUCAUGGUCUCCAAGGAAAUCUGCUGUUUCAAACGACGACAGAAGAAAACAAAGCCGGAAGUGGAUGUAGCAAUCGAGGAUUGCACCUUUUUUUUUUUUUAACUGUCCACUGAUACUUUCCUAGUUGGCCCAGCGUCAUUAUCGAUGACGACUUUAUUAGUGAAGACUCGCUUAUCAUCGGAAGUGCAAAUUCACGAGUCCUGGUGAUUCGAGGGUGUCCUAGACCCGUAGACAUGCACGGUUACAAUGAAGGGGGGGGGGGGAUGCUAUUGCUCUUCUAGUUACUGGAGAAAGACGACCGACUGCCCAUCUCUGGCGUCAACGCUAAAGUGUGGGAGGAGGGCUCCGAUAUCGAUGGCUGACUAUGAACCUAGCAUGUCAACUCGUUGGAUGUCCACGUGAGGUCGAUUUUUGUCUAGAGGAAAAGCAUUGUCAUGAAGGAAUAUUGUGUACAUGUGUAACCAUAUCUAUAUGUAGUGUAGUCAACGUAUGCCCGGUGGAGAAUGUAAACCCAUGGAAGGUUCCAGCAUUUAUAUGUGACACCGAUACAAACCUUGACG
Oncorhynchus tshawytscha (Chinook salmon) is the source of this 4914-nucleotide messenger RNA. RefSeq names its product serine/threonine-protein kinase D2-like. Gene Ontology annotation, biological process: protein phosphorylation. The record is from RefSeq and is a predicted model, not a curated record. Gene Ontology annotation, molecular function: protein serine/threonine kinase activity; ATP binding. The transcript has 18 exons. NCBI's taxonomy places the organism in Eukaryota, Metazoa, Chordata, Actinopteri, Salmoniformes, Salmonidae. The coding region runs from base 654 to 3545 and encodes 963 amino acids.